AUGCAAUUUAAAUAACGUGAAAAAUGAGUGAGAAGGACAGCGCAGUUAGCGCUGGUAAAGAAGGUCAAAGCGGGGACAAAAGCGGCGCUGCAGAUACGAGGAGCGCAAACACGCCGCAUGAGCAAGACAAUGUUUACUCGUACGACAUGGAGGACCCAGGCGAGGAGAGCGACGUGCUGGACGCGUCGGAUCCCAGAGACAGCGCGCCGAGCCCGGAGGAGCUGAACGACGACGACGCGUUCGGCGGCGGCGAGAAUGUGCCGAAGAAGUGCGUGUACGACGGCUGCACGGAGACCACCACGCAGGUGGCCAAGCAGAGGAAGCCGUGGAUGUGUAAAAAGCACCGCAAUAAAAUGUACAAGGACAAGUACAAGAAGAAGAAGAGCGACCAGGCCAUGUCGUCUGGGAAACUGGAAGAGGGCUCAGAGGAGAGACCUGUUUCUGUAACUAAGCAACGGCUUGGGACCACAGGAGACCGUCCAGCAAGACCAUCUCUCAUAGAGCAAGUGUUAAACCAAAAGAGACUUUCGCUGCUGCGCAGUCCUGAAGUCAUCAGUUUUCUCCAGCAGCAACAGCGCAUGCUCACCAUGCAGAGCCGUUCCCAGAACCAGCAGGACUACUGAUGCCCAGUGUUUCCAGCCACAUCACCAGCAGACUGGACCAGGGACAGAGGAAACACAAGGACAUCUUCCGCCCCAGAGCAGGGGCAUGUUCCUUGUCUGUGAUGUCAUAGCAUGACAUCAAAGUUCUGAAGCGGCUUCGUCGUCGUGAUGCAGGACUGCAGUUAACAUGACAAUCACACUAUUAGCAGAUCUACUGUAAGAGCUGAGUUGUCGUCUUCACCUGUUGGCAUGGUUUUGUCCUUUUAUUGUUAUGCAUUUGUAUCCUUUUUUUUUUUUUUUAAACAAUUAUGUAAAUUCAGUGGCUGUGCUGUAAAAUCGGCAGCAUUAUAUUAACUCUUGAUGUUCACCUGUCUCUAGAUAUUUUGCUUUGUGCAAUUAUAAACUCAUCCUGAAUCACGUUAGUUAUACAGAUAGUCCCAUCAGUAUUCUGAUCUCAUUCUCACCUGUGUCAUAGUGAUCACUGAGGCAGUAUAAUGUGUAGUACUCAUGAUGCAUGUCAUAAGAUAGCUGAAUUUCAUACUUUUUUUAAAUGGGUGCUAAAAGUGAUCAGCCUUUUUAAUUACAAAAGUUUAUGUACCAUUAUCUUGUUGGUUUGAUUUUUAAAUUUGGAGUAGCUGCAUAAUGUUUUAUGGGCCAGUUUGUUGUUUUUUGUGUGUGUUUUCUUUGCAUUCUUCUUUAGGUCUUGGUGAGUGUACACACAUCCGAAAAACAAAUUCUAUAUUUAAAAAAGUGACAAGGGACAAAAUAAUCAAGACAUUAAAUGUUAUAGCAGUCACAAUUUAUGUUGCCAAAGCAAACUCCAACUUAACAUUGCUACCACUGAUGCAUCAUCUUUCUGUCCUCUUUUGUUAACUUAUUAUUUAUGUUGCUGUCUUUAAUUGUACAGAACUGAUAUCAGACUAUGGAAUAGUGACCAUGAUAAUAAAAAAAAAUUCUUAACAUA
This is a messenger RNA of Electrophorus electricus (electric eel), 1566 nucleotides long. It is a transcript of the gene rfxap, whose product is annotated as regulatory factor X-associated protein. Gene Ontology annotation, biological process: regulation of transcription by RNA polymerase II. NCBI's taxonomy places the organism in Eukaryota, Metazoa, Chordata, Actinopteri, Gymnotiformes, Gymnotidae. Gene Ontology annotation, cellular component: nucleus. The record is from RefSeq and is a predicted model, not a curated record.